This is a messenger RNA of Ylistrum balloti, 6112 nucleotides long. RefSeq lists its product as uncharacterized. The record is from RefSeq and is a predicted model, not a curated record. Gene Ontology annotation, molecular function: protein binding. The transcript is spliced from 3 exons. Bases 226 to 3789 code for a protein of 1187 amino acids. Lineage: Eukaryota; Metazoa; Mollusca; Bivalvia; Pectinida; Pectinidae.
UGAGUGUGUACCUCCGACUGCACUUAGACAAACCAAACAUGCGUGAAUAAGGUCAUGACAAACGUUUUACAUAUCAGCUGUGGGACAAUGCAGGUAUAUUUAAAUUUCACUUUAACCGCCGCGUGUUUAAAUACACACUGGCAUUUCAAGGAUUGGCUGUGAUAGACUCAAUGUUAUAGAGAACAUGGAUACCGGAACCAACCAAGACUGUCUGACUGGUGCUAUAUGGUCCUGUCGUCUGGAGGACAGAAAUUCGAUGAUAUCCAAACUAAUAGGUUAGAUGACAUUGUAUUGGUCAUGUCGUCCAUAUCGCGAGGCAUGUUUCACUCACAGGAGCUGAGACAACACGUGUUUAUAUCCCGUCCAGAUGCCACCACACAAAGUCCAUUCGCAAUGUCUUCCACUCAACUCAUAUUGCCCAAACUGAGUCUCAUUAGUAAAUCAGCGUCUUUCUGUGACUCGGCCAACAACAAGUAUGGAUAUAAGAAUAGUACAUCGGACGAAGCAGAAACAACGGAUUCCGAUGAUGAUUUGAUGUUAGAUGAGAAGAUGGAUUCUGGGAGUUCUUCAAGCCUGUCAGAUUCUUUGAAUAAUGCUCUCGAAAUGCUGAACAGCUCAAGGCUUGAAGACGCCGAGAAACAACUUCUAAAACUAUACCAACAGAUGCAAGAGAAACCAGAAGACAAUACUAAAAUAUUAGUACAGGUCUUGAAUGGACUUGCUGAUGUAUGUAUCCGGCGAAGUAGAAUGUGCAGAUCAAACCCGAUGGAGUGGCAAUGGUUAUGCAUGCAUGCCAUUUCCUUGCUCCAGUACAACUGUGACGUAUGCGGCUCCGAACUGGAGGAAAACCUUGACAAUCAAGACAUAGAAUGGUACACAGAGCACAAACAAGCAGCAGAAAUAAAAUGUCGUCCGUUAGAAGACAGUUUUAACAGAGCACUGUAUAAUUGUCUAAAACACGAGGGCAGGAAAUUCAUGGACCCUUUUCGGUCGUUUUCGUUCCCGAACACUCCAAGCACACCAUCUCUUGGAAUGUUUCCACUCUCCUCAGGCAAUUGUUUUAGUCUGUAUCCAAGUAUGCACGACAGACUGACAGGGAAAACUGACAACCAAGCUAGCGUGGAUGAUAUGAAUGUUGGUCUGGAUUGGCUAACAAAGUUUCUGGAAUACUGUCACGACCGAAUUCAAUCCAAGAAUCUUGGAGACAUUUUCAACAGACUUUUCAAACGAAAAACUUCAUCGUCACUUAAGGAGAACAAUGAUGACACUGCUAGCAUAAUGUCCGAGAGUUCGUGUAGUUCUCUGGACUGGGACCACGGUGAUUUGCAGGGAAUUGAUGAAAUUGAUCCAAAUUCCAAAGACUCGCCCGUGGCAGUGGUAGAUAACGCAUUCGGUUUCGAAUUAGCUUCAAGUGAUGUUGAUGAAGAUGGUUGGGAUUUUUUUCUGAAUGAUAGGAAACACUGCAAAUUUCAGAGUGUAGUUCAAGUGUCUGGAAAUGGCAAAGGGAGAAAGGAGGGCAUACAGAAUCAGAAUCUGCUAGACGUCAGCGCUUCGGACAACAAGUACAAGGACAAGGAAAUUAUAUCUCCUCUUCAUGAGCACAGCAUAAAGCUCACUUUAGCGAAAUCCUACACACGACUUGCAGAGAAGCUGAUGCUAGAGGAGGAGUAUAGGAAAGUUGAAGUCUUGUUGGAACAAGUGAUGGGAAUAUUAGACGAGGUCAUGGAUGGAACAGCUGGUAUGUUACGUUUUAGUGCAAAAGUUAUGAAAAACUUGGGAACAGUAAAAUCGAAACAAGGAAAGUCAUCCGCCGGUUUGGCUCUUCUAAAUCAAGCGCUAGAAACUUACCGUGAUCUGCAAGAUGAAGAUUCUAAUUUCGAAAUAGCCACAGCCCUUCUUGAACUUGGAAACGGGUAUGUGGUGGGUAAAAACAAUGAUGAUGGUGUUUAUGAUGAUGCAAUAUCUGCCAUUCGGGAGUUCUUCGAAAAAGAUUUUUCCGAUAAUGAAAGCUCUAAUUCAAGCCCAAACAAGUCCGAGCCUUCAUCUCCACAAAAAACUGCAGAAGAAGAACAGAACAUUGAAGAAGCUGCCCAUUGCUACAAGGAAGCCCUUUCCCUACUUCACUGUCGGGAAAGUGAUGAAAAGGACAGGAUAGUGGUAGCUAAGGCUACUAUGAGGUUGGGAGAUUGCUAUUUCAUGCAGAAAGACUAUGAUAGGGCACUGGAUUGUUUUGAAAAGUCGCUUAGCUUGUUUCGUGAUACCUCAACUCAUGGAAGAGAUUUUGUUUUAGAAAAUGCUCAUGUAAUGUGUAUGCUUGGUGUGUCGAGCUUUAUGCUGCAUAUCUACCCAAGGGCGGCUACAGUGUUUGAACUAGCUCUCCAUUUAGUCAAAUAUGCAUCUGGUCUCGGUAGCACGUACAUGCACGGACUUGUCAUAUCAUUCAUGGGAAUCACAUUUUACAAGAUGAAAAAUUACCACAGAUGUGUUUCCAUGUGCUAUCAAGCGUUUGAAUUAUUCUGUAAUAUGCACGGCAGCAAACUGCCUCAUUUACCAAGACAGAAGUUUUGGAUGGUCUGCCAAGUACUGUAUGUCAUGGGCAACUCUUACAACAUUAUAUCCCUUCACCAGAAAGCUAUCAAAUACCUGACGGUUGCGAGAACCUUGAUGAUGGCUUCCAAAUUAAGGGACCGUAGACAAUUCAUGAGAGUAUUGCAGAUUCUUGGCGAUUGCCAUUUUGCACAGUAUGAUUAUAAGACAGCUCUAGGCUACUACAAUGAAGCCUUAGAAUAUGGAGAAUGCGAGAGCCAGAUUUCUUUCGAUGAAGUGUUUGAUCCAAACACGAUGUCUGACGACAUGACUAUGCAUAACCAGCUGAUCAGUAAGUCUGCCGAAGCACACAUCAGUAUGCAGCAAUACCAAAACGCUGUUCACUACUUGGAACAAGCCCACGACAUGCAAGAGGUAAUGGGCGAGGACAUCAAAGGUGACCUGAUCAGCACACUCUACCAACUAGGUCACAUUCAUUCCAUGGCUGGGGAUGUCGACAAAGCAAUAGAAUCAUUUGCAGAGAGCUUGGAGGUGUAUAGAGAAAUACACAAAGGUGAACUUGGGCCAGAAAUGUCUGUGACACUAGGAAAUCUUGCAACUAUGUGUUAUGUUAAAGCAUGUGUAUGUGAGGACAAUGAAGGUGAGCUCGAAAUGAUACUUGCUGCAGAACAGCAUUUUCAAGACGCUCUUAAACUAGACCAGAACCCAAGCGUUUGUGUCAAGUACGGAAACUUCUUGUACAGCCAAGGGAAUUAUGAUGAUGCUGUUAUGUACUUGGAAGACGCUCUCAAAAUUGAGGACAUUGAUUUUGCGUCUGACCUAGUGUAUGGAGGGCUUGACAAAGUCACAUUACCAGACUGUCUACAGGACGAGGUUGACACACAGGAGGAGGUAGUCUUGCCUCCCUCUGCUCUUGCAAGGUAUAUUCUGAUUCUCUCACACAAGAACCUCAACCAAAUGGAUCUGGCAGAAAAACAUCUCUUUCUGCUCUUGUAUGAAGCUCUUGAAACUGACAUUCCCAUAUUGUACUCAGUUUUAGGGUAUUCGAUGAUGGAAAUGGGUCUGUUUGAGGAAGCAAUCUGGAGUUUUGGUAUGGCAAUUUCUCUAGAGAAUGAAUACUCCCUCGCAAUAGACAACUAUUGUACGUGUUUAUUGAUCUGGGCAAUGCGCACACUACAGCGGGCAAUUGAGAACAUUUGUUUGUACCAUGGAUUAUCAUGCUAUGUGUAUCUAUACUGGUGAUGCACUGUCGGUAUUGAUUUUCACAUGGAUCGACAAUGCUUUAUAAGCUUAAAUAUCAUCGCAAAUUCCUACUGGAUUGUCCGUCUCCGACCAAAUAUUUGAUCAAUUCUGUAAAUGGCAAAUCACUGCAAUGCUUUUCUGAGCAGUUUUAGACAUGACUAGGCAUAUCAUUAACCCUACUUGAUGCAAGAUGAAACUCUAUUGUCUUAACAUACAAAACCUUAAAUAAUUUUGUCUCAUUUUUAAAGUCCUUCAUUUCAAGAACAUAUUUUCAGUUUCAAGUUUUCAAUUGUCGAUAAAUUACAAGGUAGUGAAUUAGUCAGUAACACUUUGAAAUCUAUUUUUUUUUGACACAUAGAUCCCUUUACAACAACAUUAAAAAUCCAAUGUUUAAUUGGCUAAAAUGAACACUGUAAGGCAUAAUUUAUAUGAUACAUUACUGGCUACUGCAAUUAAGCCAAAUGGUUUAAUCCAGAGAAUUUUUUGUAUCUUGUUCUAUUGUCUAAAUUUUCCAUAAAGCCAACUGUUCUCAUUAUUUAUAUAUAACAUCUUUCAUUACCUGCUUGCUUGUUCGCCUUCACUUGCACUCUAGAGAUCUAGUAACACUCUUUAAAGCCAGUAACUUACAAUAGUGAUACAAAAAUUCAUGGUGUAUUUCUAAUUUCAAUGUGUUCUUUUUUGUUUGCCUAAUACAUUUGUAAAUGUGGUUGAAAUAAUGUGGUCCCAUUGCAUUGGAUAGAACGGUCAACAAUUUUUAACUGCUUUUCAUUAGUUUUCAUGGUAACUUGUAUUUUUCUGCUCAGAUAUACUGACAAUACAUAUAUAUGUUAUUAAUCUUCUGCAGCAAACUUAUUGUACUACAACUGCAAUGACGGCAACAUCUCAGCAUAUCACAUUGUUUACAAGAGUGCCCUGUGCUAUCAUUUGAAGUGUUAAAUACCAGCUGUAUGCCAUUUCUCUCAAAAUGAAGGUCUUUAUUGCCUUGUAUUGAUAUGUGAACACUUAUGAUUUUGUCAUGUUGUAAAGAUUCUACUCUGAUAUGAUGCCAGUAUUAUUUUGUUGAUAUUGUUUUAUAAUGGAUAUUUUUACAUCAAUCACAAGAUUAAUGUUUUAGUCAAUAAUAUCACACUUAUCAUAUAUUUUACAAAUGUACUACAGUAACCAACUUCAACAAAGCUUUAAAGAAAACAGUAGCUAAAGAAAUGCAAGGUGUGGGGAUGACUGUUUUCAUUUUUUUCAGUAAGUCUAAAAUAUAUGGUUAAGAACUGAUUCUACAUUGAAUACAAAUUUAAUUAAAUUCAAGAACUGAUUCCCCACUGAAUAUGAAUUUAAUCAAAUUCACCACUUGCCACGAUUUUCACAACCACAUGUAUUAUAUAUGACAGUGAAACACUUGAAAGACUUCAGAUUUUUUGUGGAAUACAUGUCCAUGCAUUUGUACAUAUAUGUAUAUGAUAGAUCUAUAAAUUAAAUCAUAUUUGUUUGAUUUUUAAAUUCUCAUUGCAAGGUGUUUUCCCAUCAACAUGAAGAUACGUUAAGAAAUGCUGUUCUUUAUUUAUUAUGAAAAAAAGUUAAAUUUUUUCAGUGUUUAUUUAAUGAAAUCAUAAAAGACACAAAAGGUAUGUUAAACCUGUUCUGUCAUAACAGAUCUUAAUUCCAUAUCUAGAAGUUAUGCAUGUGUGUAAUAUUUGACACCAAAUGUAAUUAAACGUGAUAGAUAUUAUAUCUGGGUUAUAUAUAACCCUGGCUGUAUGUUCACAACUUUGUAAAUGUUGGCCAAAGCGUUUUCCCCGUAAUUGACUUAAUUAGACUCAUUAUUCUAAGUAAGUGAAGUUAAUCAAGACAUAAAUACCACAGCCACCCUCCCAAAAACAGGUAACAUGUAGGAAAUCAUUUACUGGUGGUCAAUCUAAAGAAGCUUGAGUCUAGAUUUUAGAAAAAAGGAUUAUAAAUUAAUUGAGAGAGUCAAAAUAAAAUCAAAUGUUUUAAAUAUCCUGAAAGAAAAUUAAGGGAAAAGAACUUUAAGUCUUAAUAUAUAGGAGGUCCUCAUCCACUUGGAUCCUCAGCUGAAUAUGAUGUUUACAUACAGUAGCUGUACAUUUUUGCCAUCUGUGAUUAGCCAUGUGAUAUUAUGUAAAAUUUUAUUAUCAAAAUUAGUUAUGUGACAUGCAUUUAAAAAUUGUUCAAUAUUUGUUCUUCACAUUACUUCAAUGUCCUGCUUUUUUUACACUCAAAAGUACUUGUAUCAUAUCAAACAAAUUUGUUUUGGAGUUAUGAAAAAAAAAAAAAAAAAAAAUCACGUGUAGUUUUCAAUUUCACAUUA